This is a messenger RNA of Dentiscutata erythropus, 1115 nucleotides long. The record is from the annotation of a GenBank genome assembly. NCBI's taxonomy places the organism in Eukaryota, Fungi, Glomeromycota, Glomeromycetes, Diversisporales, Gigasporaceae.
GACAAUCAAUUGACUCGCACGACUCUGACCCCAUUGUGAAUAUCAUUUCGCGACUUUUCCGUUCGCGUAAAGAACAGUGUCCAAAUAAACGCAAAAAAACAACGAGAGAAUUUCAUUCACCAAUCAUUCUACGGCUUUACUUCUACUUCUACUAUAAAAAGAAAGAAUAUAUGGAUACUUAUAUGGCUUUAACUCAACCUGACAGUGUCAUCAUAAAAAAAGAAGAAUUAGCGAAUGGUUACAUAACUACCCAGUUUGACACUGACAAUAUAAAACAAGAAGAAGAAUCUACCAAUACUCUUACAGCUUUAACUCAACUUGAAACCUCCUUUACUAAUUUGUCAAUUGAUCAACGCCUUCGUUGUCAGAUAUGUAAUGAAUAUUAUGAGCUACCAGUGUCAACGAAAUGCCAACAUACUUUUUGUGCGGGGUGUUUAAAGUGUAAUUUUGAAAAUAAAGCAACAGCUAUGGAGUGCCCUGUAUGUGGAUAUAUGUUUACAUCUUUUACACAAAUAUGUAAGAAUAGUCUUAUUGAAGAUUUUGUGAAAGAAUAUGAGAAAAUGAGACCACUAAUAACACAACUAUACAAUCAGGGUCUUCAAGUCAGCAAUGAGAAAACUAUAGUGACCUCAGAAUCACACGAAUUAACCAAUAACGAUGGAGAAAAUAAUAAUCCAUCCAAACGGAUAAAAAUUGAAGACAGUGAGCAGCAGAAUGUCCAUAACAAUGUUGAGAAUUGUGACAAACACUUAGAUAAGAAACCAAAAGUUGUAUAUGCAUUACUUAAAGACAAAGCUUUAAAAGAAGAGUUAAGGAGAGAAGGAUUGUCAUCACAUGGUACUAGGGAAGAGUUGAUUAGGCGCCAUGCUCAUUAUCUGAACCUUUGGAAUUCAAAUGUUGAUGCCACGAAAAGAAAAGAUAGAAUUGAAUUAAUAAAAGAAAUGGCCAGAUGGGAGAAGGCACAACGAAGCGGUGAAGUAAAGAAGGCUGUCAAUGUUAAAAAGCCAAGAAAGGCCAAAAAAGAGAAAAAACAUAUUGAAUUAUAUCAACAUUAUAUUUCUUCUUGUAAGACAUUUUAUCAAAUGCAAUUGUUAUUGCCGGGUAAUCAUCUGUGA